UAUAAAUAACCUCUGCUCGACUUUUUGCUCAGUCGCAUUAUCCCAUCGGAUCUGAAACCACACAAAAAUGAGCUAUAACGAGCAGGGGAGGAUCUGGUACGGUCCGCCGCCCAGUCAUGUGUCCGCUUACAAGGACGACACAUCAUUGGGGGAAAUCAUAUUCAACAACAUGCGGAAUUGGCCCAAGAAAGUCUGCCAAAUAUCCGAUAGCGACGGCGUCAGAGUCACUGCUGACCAAGCUCUUACGUGGGCAAUCCGGUUGGCACAGUUCCUCAGGAAACGGGGUCUAACUCAUAAGGAUGUUAUUGGCAUUGUUGGCGAGAACACCACCUACUUGAUGCCUCUUGCUGUGGCCUGUCUUAUGAAUGGAACACCUUUUCAUACUCCGCAUCCCAUGCUAGAUGAAGAUACCCUUAGGCAUGUGCUAUCCAUAACCAAGCCUGGUCUCAUAUUUUGCGAUGGAAAUAUAUACCACAAGGUACAUUCUGCAACCUCUGGAUGGCAGCCAGAGUUCUUCACCUUGAGCGAUCACCCCGAAGGAGUGCCGAGCAUCGAGACGCUUUUGGAACCCACUUCCACUGAGGAUUCUUACCACCCGGAACCGCUGAGGGAGGGUGGAGAUCAGACGGUGGCCGUUCUGUGCUCCUCGGGAACCACUGGCCUACCCAAGGCGGUCUGUAUUUCGAACAAGAGCCUUCUCCCGAUGUCCUUGUUUACCAGCGACACGAUCAUGUUCACUCUGACCGCUCUGGACUGGUAUUCCGGACUGGUGGCUUUCAUCUUGAGUACUUUGGUGGGUGGCACCCGCAUCAUUACCAACAAACCAUUCACCCCGGAGUACGUGGCGCAUCUUGUGGCGAAACACGGGGUGAACUUUAUCUACCUAGCGCCUCGUCACAUGUCCGCGAUGUUCAAUUCACCGGAUGUCACCCCAGAAGCCUUUGCCUCCCUGCGAACGGUCACCUAUGGCGGUGGCAAACUCUCCAAGAGCACAGUGCAACGGUGUCAAGAUCUGUGCCGUAAUGCGAUUCUUCUCUCCAUGUACGGAAUGACUGAGACGGGGACCUUGACGUGUUCCGUGGGCCUGGAACCAGGUAGUUCCGUGGGCAAACUUUUACCGGCAGUAACAGCGCGCAUCGUGGACGAACAGGGUAGGAGCCUUCAACACAACCAAGUGGGUGAGAUUCAGGUGCAAACAGGACGAGUGUGGAGAGGGUACUUCGGGAAUCCCGAGGCGACAGAGAGCAUGCGGGAUUCGAAAGGCUGGUUCCACACCGGCGACAUGGGAUACUUUGACGAGCAGAACCAGCUCUAUGUGGUGGAUCGCUGCAAAGAGAUCCUCAAGCACCAAGCCGUCCACUUCUGGCCCGGUGAGAUCGAGAGCGUAAUCCUGGAGCUGAACAAGGUGCAGGAGGUUUGUGUGGUUGGCAUUCCUAAUGAGCUAACGGACUACGAUGCUGGUGCUCUGGUUGUUCGAAAGAAGGGUGCAGCCAUAGAUGCCCAGGAGAUCGUGGAGCAUGUGGCCAAGCGGUUGCCCGGAGUCCACAAGCAGCUCCAUGCUGGAGUCCAGUUCACCAACGAACUGCCAUCGAAUCUGAAUGGAAAGACUGUGCGCAGAGCGUCGCGAGAGUUGUUUUCUGCCAUAAAAUACUCGAAAAAGACUUUAGUUUGAUAAGAACAUGUUAAGAAUUUCAGUAGAUUACCAGAACCAUACAUGACUAUGUGACAUACUUUUAGCGCUAAGAAUAAACAAAUUCAAUCAAAAACAAA
Messenger RNA from Drosophila serrata, 1770 nucleotides. RefSeq lists its product as uncharacterized. The record is from RefSeq and is a predicted model, not a curated record. Gene Ontology annotation, biological process: long-chain fatty acid metabolic process; fatty-acyl-CoA biosynthetic process. Gene Ontology annotation, molecular function: long-chain fatty acid-CoA ligase activity. Lineage: Eukaryota; Metazoa; Arthropoda; Insecta; Diptera; Drosophilidae.